Messenger RNA from Huiozyma naganishii CBS 8797, 561 nucleotides. RefSeq names its product Rho family GTPase RHO2 (gene RHO2). The transcript has a single exon. The record is from RefSeq and is a predicted model, not a curated record. The coding region runs from base 1 to 561 and encodes 186 amino acids. Gene Ontology annotation, molecular function: GTPase activity; GTP binding. Gene Ontology annotation, biological process: small GTPase-mediated signal transduction. NCBI's taxonomy places the organism in Eukaryota, Fungi, Ascomycota, Saccharomycetes, Saccharomycetales, Saccharomycetaceae.
AUGUCAGAGAAGGCAAUUAGAAGGAAACUAGUGAUCAUUGGCGACGGUGCUUGCGGUAAGACAUCUUUACUGUAUGUAUUUACAUUGGGGCAAUUCCCGCAGGAGUACCAGCCGACUGUGUUCGAGAACUAUGUUACGGACUGUAGAGUGGACGGUAUAAAAGUUAUGCUUGCCCUAUGGGAUACGGCAGGUCAGGAGGAGUACGAGAGACUUCGGCCCUUUUCGUACUCCAAGGCUGAUAUAAUUGUAAUUGGGUUCGCUGUUGAUGACGAGGACUCGCUCGAAAAUGCGAGGGAUAAGUGGGCGCAGGAAGUGUUCAGAUACUGUCCAGACGCCCCCAUUGUCCUUGUCGGGUUGAAGAACGACUUGCGGAACAAUGUCGAUGCUAAAUUAGUAUCCCCGCAGAUGGCUGAACAGGUAGCAAGAGCCAUUGGUGCCAAAAAAUACAUGGAAUGUAGUGCUCUCACGGGCGAAGGUGUCGACGACGUCUUUGAGGUUGCCACAAGGACAAGUCUUUUGGUAAAGAAGGAUCCGGGACAUACCUGCUGUUCCAUAGCAUGA